This is a messenger RNA of Fusarium oxysporum Fo47, 3054 nucleotides long. RefSeq names its product putative beta-galactosidase. NCBI's taxonomy places the organism in Eukaryota, Fungi, Ascomycota, Sordariomycetes, Hypocreales, Nectriaceae. The coding region runs from base 1 to 3054 and encodes 1017 amino acids. Gene Ontology annotation, cellular component: beta-galactosidase complex. The record is from RefSeq and is a predicted model, not a curated record. Gene Ontology annotation, biological process: lactose catabolic process. Gene Ontology annotation, molecular function: beta-galactosidase activity; carbohydrate binding. The transcript has a single exon.
AUGUUUCCUACAUCUCAGCCAGACUGGAGCAACCUCCAAGUUCUUCAUCGCAACACCCUUCCGUGCCGGGCUCAUUUCUUUCCGUACAAAACCGAGCAGCACGCUUUGUCAUUUGACCGCAAUCAGAGCGAGUGGCAAUCAUUGAAUGGUGUAUGGAAGUUCCGGCAUGAUGCGUCUCCUUUUGAAGCCCCUGACUGGGCAGACCAAGACCCGUUGACCUGGGCCGACGUCCAGGUCCCGGGUAUGUGGCAACUUCAAGGCUACAGCAGGCCUCUUUAUACCAACGUCAACUAUCCCUUCCACGUAGAUCCGCCUCGGGCGCCUUACCUCAACGAGACAGGUUCUUACUGGAGAUCAUUUGUUACCCCAACCAACUGGGACGGUCAGCAGAUACGUCUCAGAUUUGAAGGAGUCGACAGUGCUUUUCACGUGUGGAUCAACGGUUUCCAAGUCGGAUAUAGCCAAGGAAGUCGGAACGCGUCUGAGUUCGAUAUUACCGAUCUAGUUCAUACGCCAGGAACCCAGAACACUAUUGCUGUCCGCGUUUAUGAGUUUUGUGACGGCUCAUACAUCGAACGACAAGACCAGUGGCUUCUAUCUGGUAUCUUCCGAGAUGUCUACCUGGUUGCUUUUGCUCCGGAUGCUAUCGUUGACUUCACGGCCACACCUAUUAUCGAUGAGAGCUUAACGCAAGCAUCCCUGCAGCUUCAAACCAUCACACAAGGGAAAUCUGACGAGCCCGUGCAUGCGAAGCUCUACGCACCUAACGGAACUCUCGUUCAACAAGAGAGUUUCCAGCCCGAGGCUUCUUGCACUCUCUCCGCCAACAGCCAGCCGCUGCAGCUUUGGUCAGCCGAACAACCUGUUCUCUACACCUUGUCUCUCACAUUCGGAGGACGCACAAUUGCUCAGAGAAUCGGAUUCCGCCGCGUCGAAAUGAAGGAUUCCAACUUCCUCAUCAAUGGCAAGCCCAUAAUAUUCUACGGCGUCAAUAGACACGAUCACCAUCAUCUGUACGGCCGUACCGUUCCGUACGAAGCCAUGCGGGCUGACCUCCACUUGAUGAAGCAGAGCAACAUCAAUUCGGUUCGCUGCUCUCAUCAACCCAACGAUCCACGUUUCUACGAGCUCUGUGACGAGAUAGGCCUUUAUGUCAUGGCUGAGGCCGAUCUGGAAGCUCACGGCUUCAUCUCGAUUGAGAAACCAAAGGUCCCUGACCAGGACAAGUUGAGUCGCACGGAAAUCAUGAUCAAGGCCAUCGCACUCAGCGUCAAGUGGGUUUCUGACAAUGGUGAUUGGGAGGAAGCAUAUCUUGACCGCGCUGUUCAACUCGUCGACAGAUUCAAGAAUUAUCCGUCCAUCAUCAUGUGGUCGCUUGGAAAUGAGGCAGCCUAUGGCCGCAACCACGCCGCAAUGUAUCACUGGAUCAAGAAACAUGACCCCAGCAGGCCAGUCCACUACGAAGGCGACCGAGAGGCUGAGACGGCUGAUUUAUACAGUGUCAUGUACACAUCACCGAAAGACCUGAAGCAACUAGCCAGGCGGAGGCCAGAUAAGCCCCUGAUCACGUGCGAGUUUGCGCAUGCCAUGGGGAAUGGUCCGGGAGGACUAAAGGAUUAUGUCGAAGCCUUUCGUGACGAGAAGCUGCUCCAGGGAGGUUUCGUAUGGGAAUGGUGCAACCACGGGCUUCUCCGAAGUGACGAACAAGGAAGAUACCAGUACUACGCCUACGGGGGCGACUUUGGUGACUUUCCUAAUGAUGCCGACUUUGUCAUGGAUGGACUUACCUGGUCUGACCACACCGAGAAUCCUGGCUUGACAGAGUACAAAAAGGUUAUUGAGCCCUUCACUGUGCAACAGUCGGGUGACAAGCUACUGGUGCAGAAUCACUACGAUUUUCUGGACCUUGAUCGUUUCUCGGUGGUAUGGUAUAUUUCAGGCGAGUCUGGUACCACCCAAGAGACGGAUUGGUGUCUUCCCAGUGUUGGACCCGGACAGAGUGUGCUGGUUGACUGGCCCACAUUAACUCCCAGCGAUAAGGAAGAAUGGUUGACGGUGAGCUUCCGUCUCAAGGAGGCCAUGGACUGGGCGCCAAAGAAUCACGAAGUUGCUUGGGCUCAAGUCCCUCUUGACCCCAGGCGAGACUGGAGUCUUGCGUCUAUCCAGACAGGCGAACAGCUAAUUGCGCGCGAAGGAGGCGCAAAGCUUUUCUUGACAACAGCCUCGCAAAGUUCCAACUUCACUUUCGAUCUCAUUCGCGGUCACCUCGUUUGGUCCACGAAUCAAGGCCCCGUACUCAAGUCAGGCCCUGAACUGAGUCUGUAUAGACCUAUUACGCAGAACGACAAGGGAGCCCGUGGCGAUGGUGGAGAAUGGAAGCGGCUAUUUGUUCAUGCUGCCAAGAUGCAUGUUCGAGAGGCUUCAUGGAAGACUCAAGAAGACGGAAGCAUUGAGAUUACCACCCAUGUUUUGGUGGCUCCUCCAGUCCUCAAUUGGGCAUGCAAGGCAACCAUGACAUAUACAGUCAACCCUUUUUCUGUCCGCAUACAUGUCAAAGGCAGUUUUGACGGCGAUCACCCCGAAAUCAUUCCACGUGUCGGGCUCACCAUGGAGCUGCCGUCCGACUUUGACAGGGCGACUUGGUUUGGUCGUGGUCCUGGGGAGUCCUAUCGAGACAAGAAACAAUCUGCUCGUUAUGGCCGUUGGUCAACCUCAAUUCAGGACUUGGGCACAAUGUACGAGUGGCCCCAGGAGCAUGGAAACAGGAGCGACGUGCGCUGGACAGCCAUUGAAUCUUCAAAGGCCGGCAUGUCCUUGCAGGCUCGCAUGGAAGCCCCUUUCAACUUUUCUCUACGAGAACAUUCUAUCCAAGAAUUGGACAAUGCCAAACAUCCUCAUGAGCUUCGAAAGGGGGGUACACACUUCCUCAACCUCGAUUAUAUGCAGCACGGCAUAGGAUCGGGAAGCUGUGGUCCCGCUCCUUUUGAAUCAUAUCGAUUAGAGGCUGAGCCAUUCGAGUUUUUGGUCGAGCUUUCGCUUUCAAACGAUGCUUGA